This is a messenger RNA of Ctenopharyngodon idella (grass carp), 958 nucleotides long. RefSeq names its product heavy metal-binding protein HIP-like. Gene Ontology annotation, molecular function: protein binding. The transcript has 4 exons. Bases 84 to 920 code for a protein of 278 amino acids. NCBI's taxonomy places the organism in Eukaryota, Metazoa, Chordata, Actinopteri, Cypriniformes, Xenocyprididae. The record is from RefSeq and is a predicted model, not a curated record.
ACAGUAAAUCAGGAAACUAUAAAAGGAACAUGAGAGGCUGUGGGGAUGACAGAGCAAGAGCUGGAAACAAACAUCAGUGAAGAAUGAAGGCUUUAGUAUGUAUACUGCUGCUGUUGGAAACCUUUGUGUUUGUCGUCCAGCAGCAGGUAGAUGGAGGACUCAAUGAGAAUGAGAUCAGUCAACAGAUCAGCUCUGAGGACGGAAGACAGAAUCCACCUCAAACAGACACUUUGAGAGCUGAAGCUUCAACUGACAGCCAACAAUACUGCAAUCUGGGCAUCCCUGACAUCCAUGCAGCACUGAGAGAACUGACCGCCACCGUUACAGAGCAGAAAGGAAACAUCAGAGAACUGACCGCCACCGUUACAGAGCAGAAAGAAAACAACAGAGCUUUAGAGACACAACUGAGGGAACAACAAACGUUUAUCCUGGAAGAGCUGAACAAGAAAAAUGAAGAAAUUUCAAAUCUUACUCUGAGUCAAGUGGAGUUGAGAAAGGAAAAUAGAGACAGAGAAAUAGCUUUUUCAGCUUCACUGACACAAUCGAACAGUGAAUAUAUUGGUCCUUUUUCCACUGAAAUCACACUAACCUACAGGAACGUCUUCACAAACAUAGGGAACGCCUACAACCCAAUUACAGGUGUUUUCACAGCCCCACUGAAAGGAGCGUACAUGUUCAGAAUCUCUGUAUUUAGUCAUGCCCCAACUGCAUCAGGUGCCUCCAUUUAUAAGAAUGGAGAGAAGGUGGUUAUAGCAUAUGAUAAUCGGCCUCAGAAUGAGUUAAACGCCUCUAAUGGAGUUGUGUUGAUCCUGGAGGUUGGAGAUGUUGUCUAUGUGAGACUUUGGCCAAACUCGAGGAUACAUGAUAGCUAUAAUAACCACAGCACAUUUAGUGGUUUUCUACUGUUUCCCUUAAGAUAACAGGAGCUUUGCAGAAUGUGAUUCCAAUAAUUCUGAAC